Cryptotermes secundus is the source of this 3398-nucleotide messenger RNA. Its product is annotated as carboxypeptidase N subunit 2-like. The transcript is spliced from 2 exons. Gene Ontology annotation, biological process: G protein-coupled receptor signaling pathway. Gene Ontology annotation, cellular component: membrane. Bases 22 to 2439 code for a protein of 805 amino acids. The record is from RefSeq and is a predicted model, not a curated record. Gene Ontology annotation, molecular function: protein binding; G protein-coupled receptor activity. Lineage: Eukaryota; Metazoa; Arthropoda; Insecta; Blattodea; Kalotermitidae.
UGCGAAGCACGGAUUUCGACCAUGGUAAAGAAGCAGACAACACGACUUCCAGGUUGGGGUCUUGUUGUGCUAUUCCUUUAUUUCGCUGGAUUGUGCUGUGGGUGCCCGAAGCCAUGUGAGUGCUAUGAAGACUGGGACCGCAGCAUCACAGCCAACUGCACGUCGAAGCAUCUGACAGAACUUCCAGAACCUGAGGUCGACAUCGCGCGAUUUUAUAUCAGUCACAAUGACAUAGAAACUCUGAAAGGUUUCUGGCACUCUUCAGCCUUUCCUGAACUCAAAGAGUUUUGGGCAGACGCAGCAAGAAUUCAGUAUAUAAAAGUGGGUGCUUUCAGUUACAUGACAAAACUAUCCAAACUUUCUCUCAGAUACAAUCUGAUAGAAAAUCUUCAACUCGAAGUUUUUCAAGGACUGGAAAGCUUAGAGGAACUUAGGUUAGAAGGUAACAGGCUUCAAGAGGUUAAUGCAAACGUAUUUACACAUUUGAAGAAAUUGGAAGAAUUAUAUUUGGAUAAUAACCUAAUAGAAAUUGUAGAGUUUGGCGCAUUUGACGGUUUAGACAGUUUAAAAAUAUUGUCAUUGGGUAAAAACUUCAUAGCCAGACUGGCGUCUAAUACAUUUCACGGACUCAUAAGUUUGAAGGAUCUGAGACUGCAUAGGAAUUAUUUGAGAAUUCUGGAUCAGAAAUUAUUUCAUGAUUUGAAAAAUCUGACAAACUUAAAACUGAAUGAUAAUGAGAUAGAGAAAAUGGUAUCUAAUAUAUUCUCAGACUUGCAAAGUUUGGUCAGACUGAAUAUAAACGGGAAUUGUUUAAGGAAAUUUCAGCAUCAUUACGUUGGCAAAGUGGCAGUCAAGAAUAACCAAAGCCAACCACAUAUGUUUGCAGCAUUGUCAAACCUGGUGUAUCUUCAUGCAAGUGACAAUCUGUUAGAGGAACUGGAUUCAUUUUUAUUUAAAGACCUCGUGAGACUCAAGUUUCUUGACUUAUCGCGGAAUAGGUUAAGGAGUUUGCAUGAAGAUACCUUCAUCUACAACAAGCUUUUAACUGACUUACUUCUGUCAAACAAUCCAAGACUUGUGAUACCUAAGAAUACGUCAUUUAUCAAAGUGAAUUCUCUAAAGAAAUUAUAUCUUUCGAGCUGUGGAAUAGCCGACAUAUCUGAAAGAAGUUUUGAAUAUCUUCCAAAUCUCCAAGAUGUUAGACUAGACCGCAAUUCGCUCAAGACACUGAAAGUAGAAGUGCUUAUGGGUUUGAGGCGUCUGGAAAAGUUGUCUCUGUAUGGUAACCCUUUAGAAUGUGACUGUGCGCUGAAGAAGACCUGGCAAUGGUGUCACAAUAAACCCAUACAUCUGGUACACAGAACACCAUUUUGUAUACAGCCUAAAAAUGAGCUCGGAAGGUCUUGGAAUAUGCUUCAAUCCAUGCAAUGCUUCAAUUAUUUUUCAGGGGGAGAAUUUUUUAAAAUAUUCUGCUCAUUCGUGGAACCACUGGUGUUUGCAAUUAUUUUGUUGUCUGGUGCAACUGGUACUGGUGCUUUGUUUUUGACUUUUGCUAGCUAUGAAAAAAUACUCGAAACCCCAAGCGCGUGUAUUUUCAGUAUAGCAGUAGCUGACUUCCUAAUGAUAAUGGUGUUCCUGCCUAUGAGUUUUAUCAGUGCCUUCACACAAAUGUGGAAAUUUGGUCUCCCAUUGUGUAAAAUAUUCAUGUUUACACGUGAUUUGAUAAUUGGUGUAACUGUGUUUUCUGUAAUUGUGUUUGGUUAUCACAUUUAUACGUGGAGGACCCAUUGUUUCCGGGCACAUAAUUAUGGGUUUGGAUCUACUUCGAAAGCAGCCAUUCUUCAUUUAGUUGGAAUCUGGUUUGUGUCUACGACACUUGCGUUUCCUGCGCUUUUAUCGGCAUCAAAUGACUACGACAAGUGUAUCUACGCUCCAAUAAGUUAUGGAUUUUAUUAUAUUCCUUGCGUCACAUUAGUACAGUUGUUCAUCUAUUCCAUACUGCCCUUAUUCUUUAUGGUAUUAGUUUAUACCAUAACACAGAGGCGGAUACUAGUGAAAUCACAAAAAGUCGCAGGAAAAAUAUCUGAGGAUAAACAGAUUACAAGGAAACAACUUUCUAAAAUUGUUGUAAGUUUGACUUCGGUUUUAAUUAUCAGCUAUGCACCGAAUAUGAUCAUGAGAAUUCUAGUGAGUCUAUAUCUUGUAAAUCAAAAUUCUGAUAUUACGAAGAUUUUUGUCUUCUUAACAGACUGUCUAUUUUAUUCAAACACUUGGCUUAAUCCCCUGGUUCUUUAUUACACCUGCAAUACAUAUAAGCGUGAUUUCCAGCGAAUUAUUCAUUGUGAACGGUUCAGAAAGAAGUUUCUGAAGCAAGAGGACACACUGUCACACGCAACAGUGUCUGACCAAAAAAGUUCAGUUUCUGAAAUACGGUAUUGAGCAUAUCUGACUGCGGUCAGCAUUUAAAAUGUGCUAGUUAAAAUUUUCAGACUAUAUGCUUUUGUUGUCAUGUGUCGUGUAACUGAACGCUAAUAUGAAGGGCACUUGGCCAAGGAGGAAAGGAAGUGAAGGGUCAGAGCAAAGGGGUUUUGGAACAGAACAAAAGACGUAUUAAAUAAUUCAAGCGAACUCGAAAACCACAGUAGGGCGCAGCUCCAUACACGCUGUAACUGUGUAACUGAUCAUAUGAGGCACAUCCACAAAUAUACUGGCCGAUUUCUCAUAUACGUGAAACAAAGUGCCUCAUUUGAUCUGAGGCUCCCACCGCGGCGACUACGCAGAACAAGGUCUUCUGACUUGUGACGCCGUGUAGUUGGGACAGAACUCAGCUUUCCGCCUGCUUCUGCCGGUUUCUUUUUUGAUUACACUUCGACCUUGAAGAUGGAAACGAUAUAUUUUUUCAACGUGUCUGGUUUUCUCCGAACUACACGGCGUUACAACCAAGACGACUGCGCCGUGCUUCAGAAAUUGAGACACCCCGCUUUUAAACAGAUCCCUUCAAUUGGACCAGUGUACUGUCAAGGGCAGAAAUGUUUUCCCGGUCAAUGUGUUGGUUGGAAGGUGUUAAGUAUGUGGCAUGGUUGCCCGACGUCAUUGAACUCUACCCAAGGAACUCACAAGUGUCGUUCGCUUUUGAGUUAAUUAUAACAAAUAUUCAAUUUUAUGUAAAUGUGAAAUAAGGUUCAAACUUAUACAGUUUCAUAUUAAUAAAAGUACGAACAUUGUGAUUGUUCCAAAUUGUGUUAAUUUACUUGAUGAUUAUUUUUACAUGAACGCCGACCAAAAGAAACCAGAACCUACAUUUCUUUUUCAUCUUACAUGAGUUAUUCAUGUAAACAUCAGUUGCUUACUCAAUUGUUCGAUCAAACUGCUGUUAGAAAUGUAUUUCUUGAGUGAUA